AUGCGAAGUUUCACUCUUCUCUCUGCUUUGAUCGCGGCCUCCCAGGCCCAAAUGACUUGGCCCAUCCACGGUUGUCCUUGGGUCACAGAAACAACUUUGAUCACCAACUUUACACUAUUCCACAGCGCUUCUAUCGACAGCGAUCCGGACUAUGUAUCGUGGCAAGUCCCGGCCUACGACAUGAUAUGUACCCUCACCAGCCAAUCCAAUACCGGCAAAGUAACACCAAUCGGCAAGCCAAAAACUACGACUGUUGUACCAUGCAAUUUGUAUAAAGAUGAAUCCGCAGCAUCUAGGUUUUACGUUUCAGAGGACGAAGGGUCUGGUAGUAAUGCGACAAUCCGAUUCGUAUACUAUGCUCAGUGUGCGGCAAGCCGGUAUGCCAUCUACUACGAGGCAGGAUUUCCACAAUCAUGUGUUGAGGGAGAGAAGGGUGUUACCUGUGUCCCAAGUGGAAAUACCACAGCUUGGGCUGUCCAACAGUAUUGGCUUGCUCCUAUAGGAGGCAUGCCACCCCCACCACCCGCAUCCGGUCCGGGUUCGGGAGUACCGCCAAAGCCAACAUAUGCAGUUUGA
Aaosphaeria arxii CBS 175.79 is the source of this 576-nucleotide messenger RNA. RefSeq lists its product as uncharacterized. The record is from RefSeq and is a predicted model, not a curated record. The transcript has a single exon. Lineage: Eukaryota; Fungi; Ascomycota; Dothideomycetes; Pleosporales. Bases 1 to 576 code for a protein of 191 amino acids.